AUGGGUCAGCAUUCUUCGCGCCCUCCUGUGGACUCUUUGCAGAGAUCUGGAGGAUCGGACCCCAUCACCGGCUUUUUGCUACGGCAGAAGCGGUUACGGCGCUGGGACUGGCAAAAGGUCGUGGCAGAUGGUGAUACACUGCUGAUUUUCUCGUGGCCUCGUGGUCGACAGUUGGAGACGCUGCAUUUAUCAGAGAUUGCGGAGGUUGAUACUCUCUUGCUGGUAGCUCCAGGGGCCCUGGUGGUACCGCUAGGCUUUCGUCGCGGUGCACCGAGCAAUGCCACUGGCUGCGGCAGUGGGAUCGCUCCACAUGAUGCUGCAUUUGCUUUGAGGCUACAGGAUGGCAAGGAAGUGGUGUUUUGUGCUGAAACUGCGGAACAGAGAAGUGCCUGGAUGAAAGCAUUGGAAGACUGGCGCUCACAGCCGGCACAAACUGCAGAAGGCCCAUUGCCAAGCCUCCCAGUUCCAGUACAAACUGAGACUCCUCCGGAAGGAGGCAAGGGCAAAAGCAAAGGAUGCAAAGGGAAAGGCCCACCACUCCCUGCAGCAAAGUCUACUCUGAAGGCGAAGGCAAAGCAAGGGCCAAGCCAUGCCCCAAAGAUCCACGGAUUGCUGGCAAGCAGGCAAGCAAAAGAUGUUGCAAACACCAUUUUCGAAGGUGAGACGGACCUUACGGCUCCGGAGUGUCCUUCUCCCACGGCGAAGGGUUUGGCACCUUUGCUGGAUCAGUUUGCAGCAAAGCCAGCGGCAGCCGAUCCUGCAGCCCCAGCUGGUCAGGGAAAGGGUCCAUUGCGACGACAUGACGAUGGUGUGCAACUCAUCGACCGCCAGUUUGCGCAGAAUUUGGCAAUUGCCAUGGUCCGCGUGAAGGUGCAGCAUUUGGCAGAUGCAGCAGCAAAGAUGUCACCAAAAUAUGCCAGGUUCCAAGACGCACGCGACUGGGACCAAGCUGACAACUUGGUUCAAACCCUGACAAACAAACCAGACCAAGAUCCGUUGGACAAGAUCCGGAAAUACCUUGAGGAGGGCAAAGAACUCUCCAAACUUCGAGACAUAGAGCAACGACUGGCACCGCUUGCGCCGAUUCCACGUGCGCUGGUGCGGUUGCAGCUGAUCCUGUUGGCUCACACGCUGGACUCUGAUGUCCAAGCUGCCAGGAUAAAACUACAGACCUUGGUGGAAACGACAAAUGUGGUGAAGAAUUGCGCGUUGAUGAAGGAUGUUGUGAAGCUGAUUCAGGAGACCUUGAAGUGGAACGAGGCACCAGGUUCACAAAGAUCGACCUGGAGGACGACGAGUCCGGUGUUCCCAGUGGGAAAGCAGUUGGAGCGACUCAGCGCCUUGAAGCCCACUGGAAAUUUGCUGCCAAAGAGAUUUCCGCGCUACAACUAUGUGCAUUUGCUAGCAGAGGUCAUGCUCUUCAAGCUCGAUGUGCCACUGGCGGAGGAUCCCUUUGCUGAUGCAGUACCUAGCCUCAAGACUGCAAGUCAGGCAAGUCCAGACUUAGUAUAUGAGGAGCUGCAAAAGGUCUCAGAGGGCCUACGAAUGACAAGCAAUGAGCUGUGCAAGAAUGCAGCCUCCUAUGGAGACGGCGCAGAAGAGGAAAAAGAACCUCGAGAAGCGCAGGUCUUUCACAUUUGUAGUGAUGCAGUUGAGGCACCGGAUAUCCAAGUCAUCCAAAUGGACGACGAAUCCGAAGUAAGCAGAGAAGAUCAGCUCUCCAGCAAUCAAGCUUCCAACGAGGCUCCAGUGCUACGUGGCUGGCGCGUGCAAGUGCUGCGGCUACCCUGGCGUCCCAAAGGGAGCUUUUGGAGAGAGGAUUGGAAAGCAGACAGGGAAGACGGCAGGCAAGGGGCGACCCUAUGGGUUCUGCAGCCGCGCCUCUUCCGGCGGCCACAAUGGGUGAAGUGCUUUGCGACUGUUCGGAUGAGGCAUUUGGUGCUGCAACAAGUUGAGGAGCAUCAGCAAGAAGUUGCAAUCACCUUACCAGGCUCAGAGGCGCUUCAGCUGACAUCUCUUUUGGCUUCGGACGUUGCAAAGUGGCUGGGCUCGCUCAAUGUGGCAGGCUUCGAGCUAUUGGCCGAUGGUGCACGCUACCUCUUCAGUGUUGCUCCGGAAGAGGCCAGGGCCUGGAUUGAGCGGCUGAACACAGAUGCCCAACGCAGAGGUGCAGGUUGGCUGGUCAUGGCGGAUGUCAACAGCACCGUCCGAGCAGAGCAUGUUUGGGCAGUGGUGCAGGACGACGUUAAGCAGCUUCACUGCUUUGAAUCACCUCUGGACUACGUGAUGCAGAACCCCUCCAGGAUCACUUUCUUCCUUCACCACAAUGCUUUAAGUAUUGUGGAUGACAGCCAUCCUUUGUCGCCUGAGUUGAGCUCUGCUUUCCACAGGUUGCAAAAAGAGUCUGCCACUGUCGCCUUUGUCGUGAAGGAGGAGCUGGAAGUUCGGAUCUCCAUGGGCGGCCCCGAGGGCAGAGCCAACUUCGCAGCAUUUGGAUGUUCAGCUCCAGUCCUAAGGCAGUGGUUGGAGAAGUUGCAGACCAUGGCUAGGGCAGGGCACUUGCGCAAGAGCUAUGGUGGUGCAUUGGACUUUGAGGCUCCGCGGCUCUCAUGGAUGGAGCAGGAGAGUGGUGGGGGUGACAGUCGUGAAGGUUUGGGAGAUCUCUCGCCGCUAUCUCCGAAGAGUGAAGGUGGUGCACUCCGUUGUGAGUCCGAGCAGGACGAUGAUCCGUUCGCUAUUUGGGCCAGGCUUCGGCCUAGCUUCUGUGCAGAAAUGCAGAAGGCAGUUGAGUCAGCUGAACAACGGGAAGCCAUGCAGAUGAACAAACAAAGGGUGGAGACGGUGAAAGAUUGUGAUUUGGAGGACUCAUCUGAGGAGGAGGCAGCUGCUGCAGACACGAACGAAAAUAGCGGCUCCGAUUCGACCGAGGCUGAAGAAGAUGUACCUUUGGAGCGCUUGAAGCGGCUGGAGAAGCGCUUGAAAUACCACAGACAUGGCCUGCGAAAGGCUUUGAGAGAAGGAGAGAGGGAUGCGGCUGAAAUCCUCUCUUACUUCGGUGAGCCUCCAGCACCACGGUUGAGGGGUUCUUUAGCUUCAUUGCAGGAAUUCCUAGUAAACGUCAACACCUUUGCCAAGCACUUUGCAUGUGCUGUGCGUGAGGUGCGCGCUCAUCAUCAGCGUCAGCGGAGCGACUCUCUUGCUCGGCGCAUGGGGCAGGACACUUCGAGGCGGUUCGCACGCAGCAGCAGCACUGGUGCUAUUGGUCGUACUGAAACUGCUGCUCCAAGUGGGCAGCCGCGGCGACUGCGGCGCACCAAGACGCGCCUCGACAAUCAAGCUGAGCGCCCAGUGUUGUUGGCAAACGAUAUCAAAGCGCAGCUCUUAGCUCCAGGGUCGAUCGAUCCCUUCAAGCGAGGACGCAGCACGAAACCGAUUCCAGCCGGCACUGCUGUGCGCGAUGUGCCUGGCUGGGACUGA
Messenger RNA from Cladocopium goreaui, 3477 nucleotides. NCBI's taxonomy places the organism in Eukaryota, Dinophyceae, Suessiales, Symbiodiniaceae. The record is from the annotation of a GenBank genome assembly.